Messenger RNA from Rotaria sordida, 915 nucleotides. The record is from the annotation of a GenBank genome assembly. Lineage: Eukaryota; Metazoa; Rotifera; Eurotatoria; Philodinida; Philodinidae.
AUGGAAUUUAUUUCAAAUGGAUCAUCGAAUAUUGAAUUUACUGCUGAACUAACCGUGGUUAAUUGUUCAUUGAAAAAUGUAAGUCUUUCUCAAACUAUUUUUGAUUUGGAUUUAUCAUCGAAUAAAUUAAUUUCAAUACCUUCAUUAAUGAAUUUUCAAGAGAUGAAAGAAAUUGAUUUGAAAAAUAAUUUAAUUGAAGAAAUAACAAAAAAUAUUUUUAAUAAUAUGGCUAAUUUAUGGCGAAUAGAUUUAUCUAAUAAUCGAAUAAGAAAUAUUGAAUCCGAUUCAUUCGUUGGAGUAAAAUUGAUUAAAUUAGAAUUAAAUACAAAUUUAUUAACAACACUUGAAACAUUAACAAAUGAUAAUAAAAGAAUAUCAUUUUUAAAUCCAUUAAAUAAUUCAUUGGCUUUCUUUGGAAUAUCAAAUAAUUUAAUAGAUAAUCUUAAUUCAUUGAAAUAUAUGACGAAAUUAGAUAAUAUUAUAUCAUGUUGUAAUCAAAUUAAAAAAUUAGAUUCUAAUAUGUUUAGUCAAGUAAGUCAACUUGAAUGGCUCGAUUUAAGUUAUAAUAAAAUCGAAUUUAUUGAUUCAAUGGCUUUUAAUGGAAUGGUUAUACGAAAUUUAAAUUUAGCUGGAAAUCCAAUUUCAUCUAUUGAAAUGAAUUUACAAGAAAUUCAAAAUGAAACAAAUUCAAUUAUUAAUUGGAAUUAUCCACCAGAAUUACGUUUAAUUCUUAAUGGAACUCAAUUAAAUGACAAUGAUUAUUGUUUAACUAAAUUAAUUUCACAUAUAUUAAAUAAAACAACUUUAAUUAUUGAUAUUGAUCAUUCAUGUAAUUGCUUUAUUUUCAAGUUUAAAGAUUCAUUUGAUUCAGAACAACAGCCAAAUUGUAUACGAAAUGAUUCAAUUAUCAACUAG